This is a messenger RNA of Phycomyces blakesleeanus NRRL 1555(-), 495 nucleotides long. RefSeq lists its product as hypothetical. The record is from RefSeq and is a predicted model, not a curated record. The transcript has a single exon. The annotation marks the transcript as partial. Lineage: Eukaryota; Fungi; Mucoromycota; Mucoromycetes; Mucorales; Phycomycetaceae.
UCUGAGCCCCACCAUGGCUUCAACGAUGAACACAAUUCUCACCACUCUCAUCAAAAAGAUAGCGAUGCUGCCAGACAUCAUCAUGGCUCCAAGGAUGGACACAAGUCUUCUCACUCUCGCCCAAAGGACAUUGAUGGCGCUAGACCCCACCAUGGUUUCAAGGAUGGACACAAUUCACAUCACUCUCACCCAAAGGAUAUUGAUGCUGCCGGACAUCAUCAUGGCUCCAAGGAUAGACACAAUUCUCGUCACUCUCAUCAAAAAGAUAGCGAUGCUGCCAGACAUCAUCAUGGCUUCAACGACGGACACAAUUCUCAUCACUCUCAUCAAAAAGAUAGCGAUUGCUCUAAGCCCCACCAUGGCUUCAACGAUGGACACAAGCAUCCCCACUCGCGCCCAAAGAAUAUUGAUAACGCCAGACACCAUCAUGGCUCCAAAGAUGGACACAAUUCUCACCACUCUCAUCAAAAAGCUGUUGAUGAUGCCAGAUUCCAA